GUUUUUGGUGCUAUCUGAUGGAAACUUUUUCUUCUAUUUCCUUACUUUUGCUUUUCCUCCCCUGUAUGGAGUCCCUCAAAAGAUCGGGAGAUGGAAAUUAUCAAAUAGGUGGACAAGAAGGAGGCUUGGAUGGAUUUAAUCUGUUCUACUUCUGUCAGUUUAUUCCCCAUUUUGCAUUAAGAGUGUUGCUUUAGCUAGGGUUUGCGUACAAAGAUGAGUUCCAGGAGAGGGAGCUGGAGUUCUUCUAGCUCUGGUAACAAUAGUCAUCCAUCUUCCAAGGGUAAAGAGACAUCAGAGGUUGAGCAAUUGAGUCGGGGAGUGGGAGAAGUUCGAUUGGAUUCUGCACCAGUUGAUGGUGGUGAGUGGGAAGUAUAUGCUAGGAAAUCGAAAACCAAAGCUGGAAGUAGCUCCGGGAAACCCCGGCCUCCUCAGAAUUCUAAUUCUAAAGCAUGGGGGCAGCAAGAUGUGGCUCAGAAGCCAGUUAUAAGGACUAAUAGUGGAUCAGGGAGGGCAGCUGGCAGCAAUUCCUGGUUCCCACAAGCUUCUGACAUUAGGAAACCAGCUGGUAGAGGAAGCAUGAGGUCUCCACAAUAUUUGGCGCCACAAACUUUGAUUAGUGCACCUCUUGAGCAUGGAUGGAAUUGGCAAGGCAGAGCUGGUUCGGUGCAGGAUAGCUUUCAAGAGGAUGACCAAAUUAAUUAUAACUUGUCCUCAAAUGAUGCUGCUGGUGAGGACGGCGAGGGCGACAAGGAUCAUGAUGCUGACGAAGAUGACCUGGAUGACGAUGACAUUGAUAUGAUGGAUGAUUCUGAUGAUGAUUUGAUGAGUGAUGAAUUUGAUUCCGACACAAGUCAAAAGAGCCAUGGAACGCGGAAGAACAGUAGCUGGUUUAAGAAAUUUUUUGAGGUAAUCAAUUCGUUGCCUUUAGAUAAGAUAAACGAUCCUGAACGGCAGUGGCACUGUCCUGCUUGUCGUGGGGGUCCUGGUGCAAUCGAUUGGUAUCGAGGUCUGCAGCCUUUGAUGGCACAUGCAAAAACAAUCGGAGCGAAAAGGGUUAAGCUUCACCGGGAGCUUGCGGAACUCUUGGAUGAAGAGUUGAUGAGGAGAGGCACUUCAGUGGUCCCCGCUGGCGAAGUAUUUGGUAAGUGGAAAGGGUUGAAGGACGAGGAGAAAGAUUAUGACAUAGUGUGGCCGCCAAUGGUUGUCAUCAUGAACACAAUCCUGGAAAAGGGCGAAGAUGACAAGUGGAUUGGUAUGGGAAACCAAGAACUUCUGGACUCCUUCGAAAAAUAUCCAGCCGUAAAAGCUCGCCAUGCUUACGGUCCUCGGGGUCACCGUGGCAUGAGCAUUCUCAUUUUUGAGAGCUCUGUGAGGGGCUUUUUUGAGGCUGAACGUCUACACAAGCACUUUGCAGACCAAGGAACAGAUAGAAAUGCUUGGGAUCGCCGAGGAGCCUUAUUUUAUCCUGGGGGAAAACGUCAGCUUUAUGGAUAUAUAGCCAAAAAGGAGGAUUUAGACAUUUUUAACAGGCAUUCACAAGCUAAAUCUAAGCUGAAAUUUGAGAUGAGAUCCUACAAAGAGACGGUGGUCAACCAAAUUAAUCAGAUGACAGAGGACAACCAGCAACUCAUCUGGCUUAAGAACAAGGUUGUUAAGGAGCGAAUGCACUCGAGGGCACUCGAGAAAUCACUUGGCAUUGUGAAUGAAAGGCUGGGGAGGACCAUGGAGGAGAACUGUAUUGUCAAGCAAAGAACAAAAAUAUUCUAUGAACAGAACAAGGAGGAAACGGAUUAUCAGGAGCAGUUUUACAAAGAGCAAAUUAAGGUCAUGCAUGAUGAAUUGAAUGCGGAGGAAGAGGACUUCGAGAGGGAACAACAGGAGAAGAGAGAGCAAGUGAAGCUGUCAAAUGCCAAUCCUUCGAGUGCUGAAGAUGAAAAGAGGGGGAUGGAGGAAAUCGCCGAGUUCAUUCAGCUUCAGGAAAAGGAAAUGGAGGAAUUUGUGGCGAAAAGGGAGUUGUUGGAGAAAAGGCACCAAGAGAAGCUGGCGGCGACGAAGAAGAGGCGCUGGGUUGAGGAUGUGGAGUUGGAGAAGGAGUUCAAAACCGAACUCACUCAACUCAUGGAGUCAUACUCCCGCCGCUGAUUGGACCUGGACGAGAGAUGUGGACGUUGCUUCUCUUACCUCUCUGAGAGUAGAGGAGAGGCCUUGUUGCAUGUCACCAAGAAAAAGGAGUUUACUUGUAAAAUCAUUUGCUUAUAUACUAAAAGCAACGUUUUUCAACAAUUUACUUUAUGCUUUAAAACUUUUCGGCAUCGAUCAAAUGGCAAUGCAUGUGGAUGUUUAGGCCAAUAGAAACCAUAAUCACCUCGUCUGCAAAACCAUCAAAAAUCGUUUGAAUGUAAGAGGACUCACCGCAUAUACAAAUUUCUCAGACAUAAAUGUUGUUUUAGA
This is a messenger RNA of Syzygium oleosum, 2451 nucleotides long. RefSeq names its product protein SUPPRESSOR OF GENE SILENCING 3-like. Bases 214 to 2142 code for a protein of 642 amino acids. The transcript has 6 exons. NCBI's taxonomy places the organism in Eukaryota, Viridiplantae, Streptophyta, Magnoliopsida, Myrtales, Myrtaceae. The record is from RefSeq and is a predicted model, not a curated record. Gene Ontology annotation, biological process: defense response to virus; regulatory ncRNA-mediated gene silencing.